This is a messenger RNA of Micropterus dolomieu (smallmouth bass), 5929 nucleotides long. Its product is annotated as plasma membrane calcium-transporting ATPase 1-like. Gene Ontology annotation, molecular function: P-type calcium transporter activity; ATP binding; ATP hydrolysis activity. The coding region runs from base 773 to 4354 and encodes 1193 amino acids. The record is from RefSeq and is a predicted model, not a curated record. The transcript has 21 exons. NCBI's taxonomy places the organism in Eukaryota, Metazoa, Chordata, Actinopteri, Centrarchiformes, Centrarchidae. Gene Ontology annotation, cellular component: intracellular membrane-bounded organelle; membrane. Gene Ontology annotation, biological process: calcium ion transmembrane transport; regulation of cytosolic calcium ion concentration.
CAGCUCCCCUGCUACCCAGGAAAAGACGCUGAUCCGGACGUUGGGUCUUUUCUCCGGUCCUGUUUGAAUGUGUCGGACCCCCCUCCCCUCCCCGCAGUCCCACCCACCGCUCUCCAACACAAACACACCACCAGUCCUCAUUUACUGGAUCUGCUCUUUGCUAUCAGAGCCUCCUCUGCUUUUAUUUCAGGAGAAAGAAAGGAGGGGUGUUUGUUUCUUCCCUUAAACGGAUUGAUUUCUGACUUGAUUCUGGAUCUGGUUUGUUGUCCUUCCACCGGGGCUGCCGCUGCUGGACCAGAGCUGAUGCCCCCGCGAAUGUAAUUAAAUGUCAAAGAAACUGGUUUAAACCGCGGAACAAAGGGACGUUGAAGAUAUUUCCACCACCCGGUGUGUCAGUCAUUUUUCCACCACUGCAGUUGUCAAGUUGGAGCCUUGCUGAGAAAUGGACAAGCCCCUCUAAACUGAAGACGCUGCUCUGCACUCACAAACACAGGACUUGAUUUUUGGACGAGGAUCUCCCUCCCCACACAUUCCCCGAGUGGAGCAACAAGCCAGCAGAACAUGUUCACUCCCUUGUUUCACAAGAGGAGCAUGCACGUCCGGGUCAGGAGUUAACCUCUGAGCUCAUCUCCUCCACCUGCCUCCUUUAAGAACUACACUACCCGCAAUUUCUGUGAACUGACUACUCGGUCUGACAUUUAGAUCAGUUUAACAAAGAGACACUCAGAGGAACAAAAACUACAAUAACAACACUGCUGUGAAGAGGACCAACAUGGCCAACAACACGGCAGACCACCCUCCGGGGAAUUCGGUUGCAGAGGGCAACCAUGACGGGGACUUUGGGGUGACCGUGGCAGAACUGAGAAACCUGAUGGAACUGCGGAGCUCUGAGGCCGUCAACAACAUACAGGACACGUAUGGAGACGUGCAGGGCCUGUGCCGCCGGCUGAAAACAUCACCUAUAGAAGGUCUGUCUGGUAACCCCGUUGAUUUGGAGAAACGUCACGCGUUGUAUGGCCAGAACUUCAUCCCCCCCAAGAAGGCUAAGACGUUCCUGCAGCUGGUGUGGGAGGCUCUGCAGGACGUCACGCUUAUAAUCCUGGAAAUCGCUGCCAUCAUCUCUCUGGGCCUGUCCUUCUACCAUCCACCAGGGGGUGACAGUGAAGCAUGUGGCCAGGUUGCAGGCGGUGUCGAGGACGAGGGUGAGUCCCAGGCUGGGUGGAUCGAGGGUGCCGCUAUCCUGUUCUCGGUCAUCAUUGUGGUCCUGGUGACGGCCUUCAAUGAUUGGUCUAAGGAGAAGCAGUUCCGCGGGCUGCAAAGUCGCAUCGAGCAGGAACAAAAGUUCACUGUCAUCCGUAAAGGCCAGGUCAUCCAGAUCCCUGUGGCUGAGAUUGUGGUGGGAGACAUUGCUCAGAUCAAAUACGGAGACCUGCUGCCUGCUGAUGGGAUCCUGAUCCAAGGCAACGACCUGAAGAUCGAUGAGAGCUCUUUGACAGGAGAGUCCGAUCAGGUUCGCAAGUCUCUGGAGAAGGACCCCAUGCUGCUGUCCGGGACCCAUGUAAUGGAAGGAUCAGGUCGGAUGGUGGUGUCAGCCGUCGGCCUCAACUCUCAGACCGGCAUCAUCUUUACUCUUCUGGGCGCCAGCGAGAACGAAGAAGAGAAGAAGGUCAAGAAAAGUAAAAAACAAGGACCCCCCGAAAAUCGCAACAAAGCCAAAACCCAGGACGGCAUUGCCCUGGAGAUUCAGCCGCUGAAGAGCGAUGAGGCUGCCGAGUCAGAGGAGAAAGAAGAGGUCAAACCAGUGAAGAAGGUCAACGUGACUAAGAAGGAGAAGUCUGUGCUGCAGGGCAAACUGACCAGACUGGCUGUACAGAUUGGCAAGGCUGGUCUGAUCAUGUCGGCUGUGACCGUCAUCAUCCUCAUCCUCUACUUUGUGAUCGACAAUUUCGCGGUCCAGGGUCGGUCCUGGCUGGCAGAAUGCACCCCCAUCUACAUUCAGUACUUUGUCAAGUUCUUCAUCAUUGGUGUGACAGUGCUGGUGGUGGCUGUUCCUGAGGGGCUGCCGCUUGCCGUCACCAUCUCUCUGGCCUACUCCGUCAAGAAAAUGAUGAAGGACAACAACCUGGUGCGUCACCUGGACGCCUGUGAGACCAUGGGCAACGCCACAGCCAUCUGCUCGGACAAGACUGGCACGCUUACGAUGAACCGCAUGAAGGUGGUGCAGGCGUACAUUGGUGACAAGCACUACAAAACCAUCCCUGAACCCGACGCCAUUAAACCAGAGACUCUGGAAAUGAUGGUCAACAGUAUCUCCAUCAACUCGGCGUACACCACCAAGAUCCUGCCUCCAGAGAAAGAAGGUGGCCUGCCCCGCCACGUGGGCAACAAGACUGAGUGUGCUCUGCUGGGCCUGGUGCUGGACCUGAAGAGGGACUACCAGCCAAUCAGAGAGGAGGUCCCCGAAGAGAAACUGUACAAGGUUUACACCUUUAACUCAUCCCGCAAGUCCAUGAGCACGGUGCUGAAGAACCCUGAUGGAGGCUUCCGCAUGUACAGCAAAGGAGCGUCAGAGAUCGUCCUGAGAAAAUGCUCUCGUAUCUUGGACGCCCAGGGUCAGCCUCGGAUCUUCAAGCCAAAGGACCGUGACGAAAUGGUGCGUAAGGUGAUUGAGCCAAUGGCGUGUGACGGGCUGAGGACCAUCUGCGUGGCUUACAGGGACUUUCCCGCCGAGGCUGGAGAGCCGGAAUGGGACAAUGAGAAUGACAUCCUGAACGAGCUCACCUGCAUUGUUGUGGUCGGCAUCGAGGACCCCGUCAGACCUGAGGUACCUGAAGCUAUUGCUAAGUGCCAGCGUGCAGGCAUCACUGUACGCAUGGUCACUGGAGACAACAUCAACACGGCCCGCGCCAUCGCAACCAAGUGUGGCAUCCUUCUGCCUGGGGAGGACUUCCUGUGUCUGGAGGGCAAGGAGUUCAACCAGCAGAUCAGAAAUGACAACGGAGAGGUUGAGCAAGAGCGUCUGGACAAAGUUUGGCCUAAACUGCGCGUUCUGGCUCGUUCUUCGCCGACAGACAAACACACUCUGGUCAAAGGCAUCAUUGACAGCACGGUGGGUGAAACUCGACAGGUGGUGGCAGUGACAGGAGAUGGUACCAACGACGGCCCAGCCCUCAAGAAAGCUGAUGUUGGCUUUGCCAUGGGAAUCGCCGGCACAGACGUGGCAAAGGAAGCGUCUGACAUCAUACUGACUGACGACAACUUCACCAGCAUCGUCAAGGCCGUCAUGUGGGGAAGGAACGUCUACGACAGCAUCUCCAAGUUCCUGCAGUUCCAGCUGACCGUCAACGUGGUGGCUGUGAUCGUGGCGUUCACCGGCGCUUGCAUCACACAGGACUCUCCUCUGAAGGCUGUCCAGAUGCUCUGGGUCAACCUAAUCAUGGACACUCUGGCGUCUCUCGCUCUGGCCACCGAGCCACCCACCGAGUCUCUGCUGUUACGUAGACCGUACGGCCGCAACAAGCCCCUCAUCUCCAGGACCAUGAUGAAGAACAUCCUGGGACACGCCGUGUACCAGCUCGUCAUCAUCUUCACGCUGCUGUUCACUGGUGAGACGAUUUUCGACAUUGACAACGGCCGUAACGCUCCCCUGCACUCACCGCCGUCGGAGCACUACACCAUCGUGUUCAACGUGUUUGUCAUGAUGCAGCUUUUCAAUGAAAUCAACGCCAGGAAGAUUCACGGAGAGAGGAACGUGUUCGAGGGCAUCUACCGAAACCCCAUCUUCUGCAGCGUCGUACUGGGGACCUUCGCCCUGCAGAUCGUCAUUGUUCAGUUCGGAGGGAAGCCGUUCUCCUGCACAGCUCUGACCAUCGACCAGUGGCUGUGGUGUGUGUUCAUCGGUGUGGGAGAGCUGCUGUGGGGACAGCUGAUCUCAGCCAUCCCGACCCACCAUCUGAAGUUCCUGAAGGAGGCAGGUCACGGCAGCACGAAGGAGGAGAUCCACGAGGAGCAGAUGACGGAGGGCGCCGACGAGAUCGACCACGCUGAGAUGGAGCUGAGGAGAGGCCAGAUCCUCUGGUUCAGAGGUCUGAACCGCAUCCAGACACAGAUUAAGGUGGUGAACGCGUUCCGUAGCUCCCUGUACGCCGGGCUUGAGAGCCCAGAGUCCCGUAGCUCCAUCCACAGCUUCAUGGCCCAUCCUGAGUUCGUCCCACUGUCUGAGGAGGAGGCUCGCAUCCCCCCCAUCAAGGAGACUGGAGACGAGAUCGACCCCCUCCCCAGCGCCUCCUCUAGGGCGGGGGGAGGAGGAGAGCCGCCCAGCGCCUUCCCCCACAGCCGCGAGUCAUCCAUCUGAGCUCCUUUUUCUCCUCCCUCCUCUCUGUCAGCAUCAUCUGUCAUCACACCAACUGAACUGUCGCACUGAGGAGGGAAGUCAUCACUCUGCUCAUCCCCUCAUUCUGCACACACACAUUCUUCACACCGUCUUCACCCCUCUCAGUCAUUCCUGCCACGUUGUGUUUUACAUACUGACUGUGGCAUCGUCCUGCCUGUAAGUUUGUCCCUCCACCACCACAAUCACACGCAUUGUAUCAGCAGAGGGUGGAGUCCAGAGUCUCCACUGUGGAAGGCUUGUCCUUGUCCAUUCAUGUAUAUUUUUUACUUGAUGAUCCUUUUGAAAAGCUUUUAAACUUUGUUGGGUUCGAUCUUUGCGGGACUCGCAGCAGCAUGUCGUGUUCUGUACUCGCUUCAUUCCUGCGUAACGCUCUCAAAAACGGCACCGAACUUUUCAAAAGAGUGCAGUGAUUCUCAUGUACAUACGCUUUUCGGCUCCUCCACACAGCUAAUAGCCGGGUUUGGUGAUCAGAAGAUUUUUAGGCAAAAGCAAAAAUGUAAUCCUUUUGUUUUUGUUUUUUUUAACGAUCGUAAAAUCAUGGUUGAUUCAGACUCCUGAGAAUGUCUUGUGAGUGUGACACUACAGUCUUCAAGGUUUAGUUGUUAAAAAAUUGUUCUUCCCUUUAUCGUUUUUGUAUGUGAUGGUUUUUCUUUAGCUGCUGUGUUGCAUGUGGAAGGACCGAAUGUUUACUACCCAAAAAUAUCUAACAUGGCGGCGCCCAGAGCAGAGCUGCUCAAUGGGGGUCUGAUCUCAUCUCAUCCAGUCAGGGUUCUGGUUCUCUCUGCCCCUCCCCCAGUACGUCCACAUUGUUGAUAGGAAGCACGAGUGUGGUUCAUGUUUCCCCAUCUAGUAGGAUGCAUGUUAUGUUUCAUUCGUGUUGAGUCGCAUGAUAACUUAGGAAUGAAUAUUUGCGAUUGUGUUUAGACAUGUGUGUUAGUCUACAGCAGCGUCGGUUCAUAGCUCCACUAACUUCCUGUCUGUAGGACUGAACAUCCUGUUAACACAACAAGACAAGAGCUGACUCAUCAUUACUCAGCUCAUGUUGAGGAAACAGCAGCAGGGCAGCUAAAGCCCUGAAAUACUCCUUGCAGGGUUCGUACAAAGUAUUUGAAAGUUGGAGAAAUGCUUAAUUUGAACUUUUAUGUUUUCAAGGUUCGUAAUAUGCUUGAAUUCAAAUUAAGUCCUUGAAAAAUGCUUGAUUUUUAACAUAAUCUGGUGUUUCAUCUACACACUCUUUCAUGUAAACCAAAAAUCUUUUAAUAUUUGAAAUGAAACUGUUUUUUUGUUUGACUUUUUUUGUUGUCUCCUGGCGUCUCACACCAGACGUGGAGUGGAGCUGCUUGACUGACACGGCCACCGAAAUGAAAAGGGGGCGUUUUUGCGUUCCCCUCCACGUCAGGUAUAAACCCGACAUCAUGAGGGCAUUGAAGAUAGCUAACUAACUAUUGUACCUGCUCAUCAGCUACUAUUGACAACUGGCUGGCAAACGAAAAAUAAAAAAUGACUCCUAAGAGGAGCCAAAUUGAUUCAUAGCUA